Molecule: messenger RNA, 2625 nt
Organism: Guillardia theta CCMP2712
Lineage: Eukaryota; Cryptophyceae; Pyrenomonadales; Geminigeraceae
Exons: 9
Coding region: 106-2550 (814 amino acids)
Biological process (GO): tRNA aminoacylation for protein translation
Molecular function (GO): ATP binding; tyrosine-tRNA ligase activity
Source: RefSeq, a predicted model, not a curated record
CCUCAGGGAAGAAGGCUCAGCUCAUGAGAGACGAGGAAGGAGCUGCUGUGAAGUACUGUGUCUUGAACUUGUAGACAUGGCAGGGUCAGGUGUGAUGUAGCUAGGAUGUUGUCUGAGCGAACGAGCUUCAAAGUCCUUUUCCUUGCGUGUUGCCUUCAGAUUUGUGCCGAGAAAGUCUUUGCGUCAAGUGGUGUGCCCCUUCCUGUUCUUGCCGAGUUGUAUCAGAGAAGCAGGAUGCAUGCCGAGGUCGCGCCGGGAAAGAUGUCGAGCGCAUGGCAGGCCCAGGCGGAGGCACAGGGGGAGGUUGUCCGCAAGAUGAAGGAAGAGAUGAAAGCGAACCCGGCUGCGCAUACCAAAGAACAACUGGAUGCUGAAGUUGCCAAGUUGAAGGAGCUGAAGGCGAAGGCUGAUGAUCCCAUGAACGCUCUGGAGGAUCCGGUCAUCAAGGCGAAGUACCAGCUCGUUAGGAGUGUGGGAGAAGAAUGCGUCACGGACGGAGAGCUUGCUCUCCUGCUGUCCAAGAAGCCAGAUUCGUUUCGGUUGUACGACGGGUUUGAGCCCUCGGGCCGCAUGCACAUUGCGCAGGGCAUCUUCAAGGCCAUGAAUGUCAACAAGUGCACCAAGUCCGGAGGGACUUUCAUCUUCUGGGUGGCCGACUGGUUCGCGCUCAUGAACGACAAGAUGGGGGGCGAUCUGGAGAAAAUCAAGACGGUGGGCAAGUACUUGGUGGAGGUGUGGAAGGCCACAGGGAUGGACAUGGACAGAGUUCAGUUCGUGUGGAGCUCGGAGGAGAUCGCGUCCAAUGCAGUCUCCUACUGGACGCAAGCGCUGGACAUCGCGAGGAGGACAACGAUCACGAGGGUGAAGAAGUGCUGUCAGAUCAUGGGAAGGUUGGAGAACAAGCUGACGGCAGCUCAGAUCCUCUACCCACUCAUGCAGGCGACCGACAUCUUCUUCCUCAAGGCAGACAUCUGCCAGCUGGGAGUCGAUCAAAGGAAGGUCAACAUGCUUGCCAGGGAAUAUUGCGAUUCCGCAGGGAUCAAGAACAAGCCGAUCAUCCUGUCCCACCACAUGCUGUACGGCCUGAAGAAAGGUCAAGAGAAGAUGUCGAAGUCAGACCCUGACUCAGCGAUCUUCAUGGAGGACACGGAGGAGGACGUGGCGAGGAAGAUCAAUAACGCCUACUGCCCGAGCAAGCCCGAAGAUGAAGCCCCUGCAGCGCAGGCCGAGGACAUCGACGCUGGUCUUGAAAGUAUGCACUUGACCUCCGACGAUCUCAAGAACCCUUGCCUCGACUACGUGGAGAAUAUCAUCUUCUCUGUGCCCGAGGCCACUUUCACAGCUGGGGGUUCCACUUACAACUCCUUUCAGAGCGUCAAAGACGACUUUGUCGCCGGGAAACUGAGCGAGGCAGAGCUCAAGGGCGGAUUGAUCGCUGCAGUCAACAGGCUGCUGGACCCUGUGAGGAAGCACUUCAAGGAGGACGCCAACGCCAAGGCCAUCCUCGACCAGGUGAUGCAGUGGAAGAAGGAGAACCUCGUGCCCCCCAAGGGACUCAAGAGGCUCGUGGCCAUGCAGAGCAGCAAGCCUGUCUGGUGUGUCUUCGCCCCCUACGCCACUGCUGAGAUCACCCUGGGCCAGCUGACCUCCAUCAUCCGCCACCUCCAGCAGGCUCCUGCUGACCACCAGAAGGUCUUGUGGUGCCCGGACUGGAGCAGCUUCGCCGUCAACAGCUGCAACGGGGAGCAGAAGGUCAUCUCUGCCUGCUACAGCAUGAUGAUCGAGGCCCUCACGGCUGUGAUGCCUGACCUGAUGAAGGACGUCAAGGUCCUGAUCCAGAGCGAGGCCAUUCUCCUCGACCCCUCCCAGUACUGGAUCUCCGUCAUCAACGUCGGCCGUCACUUCCAGCUGCAACGGGUGCGAGCGGUGGACGAGGCCAACGAGACGGCCGGCCAGGUCAUCGCUGCAAUGAUGCAUGUCGGCGACGUGCUCGCCAUCGCUCCCUCCACAAUCUGCUCCUCCCCGGCGGCCAAGGUGGCGCACGAGCUUGCUUGCGACUACAUCAAGGAGACGGAGGUCACUGAGAUCGCGGUCCCCGCAGUACAUGUGUCUCCUCCUGUCGACUCAGCGUUGAAGCCUCCUCAUAUGAUGGACGGCCCUGCCAACGCCGACGACGAGAUCUAUCUGCUCGACGCCUCCAUGGACGUAGGAAGGAAACUGAAGCGCGCCUUCUGUGAGCCAGGAAACGUAGAGCACUGUCCUCCCAUCACGCUUGUGGAUGCCUGCGUCAUCUCUGCAGGGAAGGGUCUCGCUAUCAACCGCAAGGAGGAGAAUGGAGGAGACAAGAACUAUGUGUCCAUUGACGACCUUGUCGCCGACUUCAAGUCCGGAGCUCUUCAUCCCGGCGACUUGAAGCCCUCGGUCACCAAGGCGGUGGACGCCUACAUGCAGCUCAUUCGCGACCGCGUCAAGGCCAACGAUGCAGCGAAGAAGGCGGAGGCUGAGCUCAAGAACUUCCUCAAGAAAGCAGCGGCCAAGAAGAAGAAGUGAAGGGCGCCAGUAGGGAAACUCUCUCAGUACUCCUCGCCUUAGUUAAGUCACUCAUGAACAUGUCACACACUAUGA